Molecule: messenger RNA, 1052 nt
Organism: Nylanderia fulva
Lineage: Eukaryota; Metazoa; Arthropoda; Insecta; Hymenoptera; Formicidae
Source: RefSeq, a predicted model, not a curated record
UAUUUUCGCAUAGAUGUAUCAUCAGUCAUUGUGGCCGCCACCAUCGCAGGCGAUUCGAAAACAUCUAGGUAUGACAGUUACAAUUUGGACAAAGGACCGGUAUUUUAUGAAGCUUAUUAUCCAGACUACGUCCACGACACUCAUAUAGAAAAACGCAACUUGGAUGAAAAUCAAAAGGUGCUAGAAACGAGUUUUCAGGUACCCUUCGAGCGUUUUGCGUACUCGGCUGAAAUGAUGCUGGAAGAUAAUAAAAACCAUCGUCAAACUGCAAGUAUCGAUGAAAUUUCCCGGCUCGUUAGAAGAGCCAUUUCUCGGGAUUUGGAAAACUGGAAUAUUCUCGAAAAAUAUCUAUCCGAUCAAAAUUGGCUGAUGCAGCCAAGAGUCUAUCCUAAAGAAGAAGACAAUAAUAAUAGGUCUCCGUUUCAAAAUAAUCGACAAAGAUCCUUUGAUCAAUCGGGACAUCCUAAUCUAGGGAUAUUACAAAAAUUGGUAGCACGUGAUGCAAAUAAACAGCAUCCUAAUUUCGAGGAGGGAAAUACAAUGAUGAAGAAAAUGAUGAGCGAUAACCGAGACGUGCAGCUGUCGAUCGACGUUGCUUCCGGCUUGCCAUCACUUCCGGAGAAUAUUUUUCAACCACGGCCCCAAAUAAUUCGAUAUACAUUCUUCAGGAAACCCAUCCCACAAUUUGCUCAACAAGCUGAAAAAAUAAUAGAUACUUAUCCAACGCCGAGGAAUUACGGCGACAAUCUUAUUCGCCAGGAGAAUAAAAAGAGCCGAGUAGAAAAAAAUAACGUCAAAAUAACGUCUAUAGAGGUAAGCGAAUUACCGCGACAUAAAACUCGUCAUCAUCAUGGCGAAUGGCCCAAACGAGAUUAUUCUAUUCAUCGUCAGUCUGAGGAAAAAAAAGAGACAAAAGCGGAUACUUAAAUAAAAAUUUGUUGAACGAAGGAAGAGUGUAUUUUGGGUUGAUUUAUAUAUAAGUUCCGUUUUAUUCAAAACACUAACUUUUUUAAUAUUUAAAAUUAUUUACAAUAAUUACAGGGUGAUUUAUU